Messenger RNA from Octopus bimaculoides (California two-spot octopus), 3602 nucleotides. Its product is annotated as protocadherin gamma-A4. The record is from RefSeq and is a predicted model, not a curated record. Gene Ontology annotation, biological process: homophilic cell-cell adhesion. Lineage: Eukaryota; Metazoa; Mollusca; Cephalopoda; Octopoda; Octopodidae. Gene Ontology annotation, molecular function: calcium ion binding. Gene Ontology annotation, cellular component: plasma membrane.
AUUUAUUUGGUUGUAUUAUGAAUGUAAUAUGUGAAAGAAGUUAGUAAUAUUACUAUGGACAAAUUUGAGCACGAAUAUGGAAAAGUGAUUUUAAAAGGAGGCAAUUAUUUCACUGCUGAGCAUGAAACUGGUGCAAUCAAGUAAGACAAAGAUCUUCAUGCGAAGAUUCCAGAUAUUCCAGAACAUUUUUUAGAAAAUUUAUAAUUGGAUCCAUUCAGAAAUAUUUGCUAUUUUUUUAAUAUAAUAGAAACCAUGUGGCUAUGUGUAUAUAUCGUAUUUGUAUUCCUUCAUGGUUCCACAUGCGUGGAUCUAGUUUACCAUGUUGAAGAGGAAAAGAACAUUGGCACUUAUAUUGGAAAUAUUGCUUCUGACUCAAGACUGUGGAAUAUUUUAUCUUUAAAAUAUCGAAACCUUGUUACGUUCAACCAACUUGCCCAGAGACCAACAAGAGGUUCCCAACUAUUCAAUGUUACCAAAACAGGUAAAUUAUUCACCAUCCAGACCAUAGAUGCAGAAUCACUUUGUAUUUACAACACAGAAUGUUUUGACAUUAUCAAAAUUGCACUCCGUCAUGCACAAACUUUUAUCAAAGUUUUAAAAGUGAAAAUCGUGAUAAAAGAUGUAAAUGACAAUCAGCCUGGAUUUCCUAUAAAGGCAAUUGACCUCAAAUUUGAUGAAACAAAUGGUAAAGGUACAAAGAAAUCUUUACCAAAUGCUGUUGACAAAGAUGUAGGUAUUUUAAAUUCUCAGAUAGUGUAUACUUUAAAGAAAUCAAACGAACCAUUUUCAUUGACAGUUUCCAAAAGAGUAGAUGGAACAUCUAAACUAGACAUAGUCUUAGGUGAGACACUGGAUCGUGAAUCUGUGUCGGACUAUUACCUUCAAGUUAUUGCAAAAGAUGGAGGCUCCCCUCCUUUGCAAGGGGUCUUAGAUGUUCAUAUAACUGUUCUAGAUAUUAAUGAUAAUGCCCCUGUGUUCACUCAAGAAGUGUACAAUGUUACAAUAAAACAUUCCCACCAGAGGCCCAUGCCAGUUGUGGUUUUAUCUGCCAAAGAUAGAGAUUCAAAAGAAAAUAGUAAAAUAACAUAUCAUUUUAGUUCCAAGACAUCUGAUAUUGCAAAACAUAAUUUCAAAUUAAAUGAUAAAACAGGUGAGAUAUUUUUAUUACAGAGAUUUUUCUCAGAGCAAUUAAGGAAUUAUAAACUAUUUGUGGAAGCAAAAGAUGGAGGAAAUCCUCCAUUAAGUUCCAUUGCAACUGUUCUAGUAAACUUAAUCAAUCAACAGAACAAUGCUCCUGAGAUUGAUGUGAAUUUUGUCUCUGAAGUACAAAAGAAUAUUGCAGCAAUAUCGGAAGGAAUGAAAGUAGGCAGCUUCAUUGCUUAUGUCAGUGUUAUUGAUAAAGAUGUUGGCUUGAAUGGUGAGGUACACUGUACUUUAAAUAGUGAGAAAUUUCAACUUUUGAAUCUAGGUUCAAAUGAAUAUAAAAUAAUAAUUAAAAAAGAAGUUGACAGAGAAAAACAAGACCAUUAUAGUAUUAAAAUUUCUUGCCAAGAUAAAGGAUCACCACCAUUAUGGACAGAGAGAAAGUUUUCCAUUCAAGUGAUAGAUGUCAAUGAUGUACAGCCUCACUUCACUAAAGAUACGUUUAAGUUUUUGACUUAUGAGAAUGAGGAACCAAAUUUCCCUGUUGGGUUCAUCAAUGCCACAGAUCCAGAUUUGGGUGACGGUGGUCAGCUUUUGUUUUCUGUAAUAAAUGAUAAUAAAUAUCCAGUACCUUUUCAAAUUACAAACUAUGGCUUCUUAUCAACGACCAAGGCACUGGACAGAGAACAAUCUAAAUCAUAUGUAUUUAAAGUGGCUGUCAGUGAUAACGGAACACCAUCACUGAACAGUACAGCAAACAUUAUUGUUGAAGUCAUGGAUGAGAAUGAUAAUGCACCAUACUUCACAUUUCCUAGUGUUAACCCUUUCAGCCUAGAUGUCCAUUAUCACCCACAAAGCAAAAAUGACAUCACAGUUCUGAGAGCUUCAGAUAGAGACAGUCGGGAAAAUGCUUUCCUUACAUUUUUAAUUUUGGCAGGCAAUAAUAAACAAUUAUUUACCAUUAAUCCCCAUUCUGGAGUGUUAGCUUUCUCUCGGCCAGUUUACCAAAAUGAUGCCGGGUCAUACAACCUUCUGUUAGUUGUGAAAGACAGUGGCAGCCCAGUGCUGUCAGCAACCACUACACUGUCCUUAACACUAACUGUCAGCAACAGAACAUCCCCAAUGCUGACAGCUGCUCACAUCCAAUCUAGUGACAUGAUAGAUAUCAACUUGGUCAUUAUCAUAGUUGUUACAGCUGUAGUGAUAUCAAUUGCUAUAGUUGUUAUAAUAACGAUAUGUAUAGUGAGAUGUAACAGAAGGAGAAAUAUGUUACAUACAGCAGCAAUGAAUCCAGCCAUGCAACCAGGACGAGAGAAAUGUUUAAUGAUAUCUCAGAGUAACAAUCCUUUUGCUAUAACACAGAACCCCGAAGAAGGGGUGCAUCACAGUACACCAUCAAUGAGAUCCAGAAGGGAUUUCUGUCCAGAGCAGGAGCUACCUGUUGAAUGGACGUCAUUAACAUCACCUGGGAAAAGACUUUCUGCUUCUCAGGACGAAACCUAAAUGAUAAAGAAAGCUUAUUAUGUAGUAUUUAUAUUUAAAUUCAUAAAACUUGAAUCUAGAUAUAAAAACAUAAUGACACUUGAAGCAAAAUCAAAAGUGAGUUUGCAGUGCAAGGAUCAAACCCUGUUUACUAGCUGACCAAUGGUGCCCUCACACAGGGCUUCCAGUUUUAGUUAGCUUUCAUAUAUAUUAUUGUUGUUUAACCCCUGGGGCAGUUCUGGUCGAUGUAAUCUAUGAUCAAAAGCAAUCAAGCCCUGACCACUACAAUUUGUUUUCUGUUUUAUUGUCCAUUCUUUUCUUUUUUUUUUCAUUUUUUUUUGGUUUCUUUUUUUUUGCUUUUGCUUUUGCUGCCGGAUCGGAUGUAGUGUCUGUGUGUGACUACAUUAUCUAACGUGUCUUUUACUUUUUUAAAAAUAUCAUAGCAGUGUUCUCAGUGUUUUUGACUUCACAGUGCACUGGAGUUCAAAGGAAAAAAAAAAGAAAGAGAAAACAAAUAUUUCAUGUGGAAUGGUAAAAAAAAAAUAUAUAUAUAUAUAUAUUUGAAGUUUAGACUUUAGAAGCACACACACACAUACAUGCACACACCUACGCACUCACCCAUACUCACACUUACACACUCAUUCAUACAUACAUACAUACAUACAUACACACACUUACACACAUGUUUGCAUGCAUACAUACAUGCAUACAUAUAUUCAUUCAUACAUACAUGCAUGCAUCCAUACAUGUAUGUAUACAUGCACACAUACAUAUAUACAUACAUACAUGCACAGAUACAUACAUCCAUGUUUACAACAUACAUACAGCAUGCAUACAUGCAUACAUAGAUACAUAUAUUUAUAGAGUUAGAUAGAUAGAUAGUUAGAUAAACCCACACUUAUAUGCUCACACACACAUCCUUGUACAUGCAUACAUAAAUACAUAUAUAUAUAUAUAUGUAUGCACAAAUACAUACA